Molecule: messenger RNA, 465 nt
Organism: Symbiodinium pilosum
Lineage: Eukaryota; Dinophyceae; Suessiales; Symbiodiniaceae
Source: the annotation of a GenBank genome assembly
AUGAGACGCUUGGCUCUUGGAACAGCUGCAGCGAUGGUGUCGGCCGCGCUCUUCGCCAUGCCUUGGAGCUUUCUGACACCCCCCAGUCAGAGAUUGGCUGCAAGACCGUGCAGAGCACCCAUCCAUAGUCACGUUGAUACCUAUGACGCAUCGCGCACGGUCACAACGGUAUUUGCGAGUUUAGCCGUGGGCCUGCUCCUUGGGGCUGGUAGUGCGUGGGCUACAGUGCCCAAGCUCAAAGACUUGCAAACAGACGCAGCGGCACCGCGAAUGGACUGUGACACCCGUGUGCGUCAGCAAGCUGAAGAGCCAAGCGCCUUACAGGAGUUUGUCCAGGCCAGUGCGCAGCGCAGGAGCGAGAAACGCUUGAAGCUCAUCCAGAAGCAACUUAAAGAACAUGGUAGGGUAGCCAUCGACAGGAUAUGCUUUGAGGGAGAGCAAGACAGGAGCAUGAGGAACAUGUAG